Messenger RNA from Blastomyces gilchristii SLH14081, 6803 nucleotides. Its product is annotated as SNF2 family helicase/ATPase. Gene Ontology annotation, cellular component: nucleus. NCBI's taxonomy places the organism in Eukaryota, Fungi, Ascomycota, Eurotiomycetes, Onygenales, Ajellomycetaceae. Gene Ontology annotation, molecular function: ATP-dependent chromatin remodeler activity; ATP binding; ATP hydrolysis activity. Bases 427 to 5754 code for a protein of 1775 amino acids. The record is from RefSeq and is a predicted model, not a curated record. The transcript is spliced from 2 exons.
GCGCAACUUUGCAGCUUCAAAAGUUCCCUUUGGUAGAUCUUGUCACGCUCGCUGCUCCAAGGUGCUGUGUGAAGGAGACACGAGCGAUGGCCAGCUACUAGCUACUUUCAGCAACAUUCUUUUGCAAAAUUUCACUGUCGAUCUUGACAUCUGAAGCAAGACUGCAGUGCUUGGAAUUAGGCGCGUAGGAUUGACAUCGCGCGUGUUUGCCUUGAGUGUCACUCUAGCAAACUUCUCUUUCCGGCUCCGAACGGCAUAACUACUGUUUAUGCUAGUUCAAGACCCAGGGAGUAACUAGCACUCAUUUUGGUUGGAGUUAGUUCGUCACGCUACUCCUCGUUUCACCACUCGAAUAGUUUCCUUCGACUUUGCCCAGUACUCAGGGUGGUGGAUAUAAUACGGUUAUCCUGAGACCAGGAGUGCGCCAUGGAAGGUUUUAAAGAUGAUGAUCCUUUUGACUGGUCAAUUGAUCAGGUUAUCGCUAACCUCUGCCUGUCUUCUGCGCCGUGGACUCGUUCUUCUCUCCCUCGCCUGGACCUCACAACACUCGAAACAACCCUCCGCGAAAAUGAUGUCACGGGAGAAAUACUACUUACAGAGAUAAACAAGACGACGCUGGCUCAAGAUUUAGGUUUGAAAUCGCUUGGUCAGCGCGCUACAAUAUUUCGAGCCGUCGAAUAUCUACAGAAGCUGUCGCGAAAAUAUGCAGAGUAUAGUCAGUCCCAUAAGGUUGAUCAUUCUCACUCUGUCACAGCCACGCCCCAAACCGCCCCCAGAUUGAACCUUCUCCCGGAGACCCCAAGUGCACUUCCCAACUCCCCCUCGCAGUCUCAUUCCAUUCCUUCUGCUGUAGCUGCGCCCUCAACGCAAAGUAGGGCGGCGGAUGUUCUCGAGAACACCAACAAAGCAUCGGAGGCAGAACAGCAGGAGAAAGCGCCUUUAUUUACUGGCAGUACUUCAUUGAACAAUCGGCCAAAAGAACAUUAUGUCGUUGAUAAUAGUGGGAGAAAACGCCGCAAAUUAAUCCUGAGUAAACCUCAGGCUCCUAUCACUGGGACCCAGGAGGAGAACUUUGGGAUUAAACAAUCCUAUCAGUAUAUGGGACCUGGGAAGGUGACACUUCCAGAUCUCUUUUACAACGACAUGGAAGAUAGUGACGACGAAACCUUUGUAUUGACGGGAGCGAAAUGCUCAAUUGGCCAAAAGCGCUUUGUGAAUAAACGUGUUCAGCACUACUUUCUGCAGGAACCCCGCUCAAUACAAACUAAAGAGGGAAAGGACGCUAUUGCCAUAUUUCCAUAUAGCUCUAAAAUUCUGCCCUCGGGUGAGCUGCAAUAUUUCACACUUUUUACACAAGACAAGGGAGUUGUUAAGGUCUCGAAGGAGGACACCAUAUCCUGGCCUCAACUCAAACAGGAACGAGAUGUAUACGACUAUCUGCUCGACAAGUACCCAGCUGAUGAGGAUCAAGGCUUACCACCUUACGGGGAUUCUGGCUCAGAAAACGACUAUGAUUCCGAAACCUGGCAGGAGAUAGAGCUUGAAAAACAGGAGGUAGAAAUGGAACGGGAAAAGUCAAAAAGACUAUCUGGCCCAGAAGUUGACAGCAUUAUCGACAGAUGUGUCGAGCAAUUUUUACAGAAGUGGCGGGACCAUAAGCUCCCAACUCAGCAUCGUAAAGCGCAACGCCUCUGGUUGUCUUCUAGAAAGUGGAAUACAAAACAUACUCAAACUAAGUCCGCGCAGAGCACUAUUGCUCAUUUAGACCGGCGUUUGAAAGCGCUUCGAAAGGCCAUAAAAGAUACUCCAUGGUCAAAGGCGAGCGAAGUACAGCAGCAAUGUCAGUCAAUGGAGGAGACUGUCUUCAAUCGGGAAGUACAAAAGUGGACAAUAUCCAUUCUAGAACUUGACACAUGUCCCCCAAAGCCUCCACCAGCGGCCACUCCUGUAAAGCGCCCAAAGCCUUCUAUACCCGAGGACGAGGAGUGGCUAAGCUCUGAAGACGAUGAUGAAGAUAUCGAGGAUAUCAAUGAUUUCAUUGUGCCGGACGAAGAUGUACCUCUUUUGGACCGGACUGAGGAUAACAGACAGCCUUCUGCACAAGCUCCGACCCCGUCUAGAAAUGAACUAGAGAGUGAAGACGAUAUUGUCACGCCCAAAUUUUUGCGAACACGACGCUAUAAAAGCUUUCGCCCUUCAGAACCCAUGUCUGCUCGACAGCAUUCCCCCGACCAUGUUCGGACAAAAACCUCAACCUCACCGGCGCAAUUACGACAAAUACAACAAUAUCAUAAAGGGCCCGUUGAGAUUGUAGAUUUAACCAGGAGCUCAGAUGAGGUAUCCAACCACCAGUUCGAUGUUAAAACGCCGCCACUUAAUCCUGUUAAUGAUUCUAUUCUUCCGCCUCCUUCACCCCGAUCGCGACUGCUUAACGACUUCACCCAGACAGGGAAGAAGAGUCAAGAAACAUCGACUUCGAAGGUUUUGGCAGAAACAGCGCGGGUAGAUUGGUCAAUGCUUGAGGAGCGUUCAGAUCGUGACCAGUUGUUGAACAAACUAGUUUGGUCCAUGUUUCAGGAAGAGCGUCACGAAUUGCACCAAUUAAUCAAUUCAGUCACGUUAGAACGAGCCAAAAAGCGAGUCCGGAAAGCUCUACGCAGUGUGUUACAACACUCCCACCAAAUCCAAAGUGGUCACAGACACACCCUAUUCUUGAGGAUUGCUGCGCUCUAUGUUUCCUGGCUUCGCUGCAAAAGACUAUCGGCCAUGCAAGGCAUCCCAAAAGCAUUUAUUGAGGAUACACUCACAGAUAAAACUAGUUACGAUGAUUUCCACCCUAGACUCUGUGAGGUUCUCAAAGCUUUUUUAGACGAGAAGGUUCCAGUAACAAACGCCGCUGCCGGGCAACUACAGGAUGUUUCCUCAAACAAAAGGAAUAAGCCUGAACAUUCCGCCUCCAUACAGGUGCCCGCAACUGAGCAAACUCAGGAGCAGGAUUUUCAAGAACUUUCUAAUGGCUCUGAAGUUGAAUCACGUCAUACUCCACAUAGGAAGCGAAAAAGAGCUGUCAAGGAAAGUCAAGAAGCCAUGGACAUUCAGAGAAAAGCUCAGCGUCGCGUUAAACAACAGGAAGCCCAACGGAAACGGCUUGCUCGCGAGCUAGGGGGAACAGGUAUAAGCAACACAGAUCCAGAACGGCAGGCUAUUAGUUUUGAUGACCCAGUUAUAUACCUUCACAGUUACAUCGGUGCCCGGGUGAAACCCCACCAGUUAAGUGGAAUUCAGUUCAUGUGGCGAGAAUUGAUCAAGGAUGAGAAACGUCAAGGCUGCCUUUUGGCUCACACAAUGGGACUGGGGAAGACGAUGCAGGUGAUAUCGCUUUUGGUGAGCAUUGCAAAUGCCGCGGCUUCUGAUGACCCUGCAGUGAGGAACCAGAUUCCCAAAGAACUUCAACUUUCUCGCACACUCGUACUGUGUCCGUCAUCAUUGAUUGAAAAUUGGUGGGAGGAGCUUUGCAUAUGGACGCCCAAUGACCCUACGACAAGCCGCAAUAUUGGACCAUUUCACAAAAUUUUACCCACACUUCAAAUUGAGGAGCGUCUAGAGGGUAUAUCGUCCUGGUACAAGAAGGGUGGCAUUUUGCUGAUGAGUUAUGAUAUUUUCAGAGCAUUGGUUCUUAACAAAGCAACAAAAAAUCGACCGCCAGCACUUGACAGCCGGGCUCAUGAAAAAGUUAGGAAACACCUCCUAGAGGGACCGCGCAUUAUUGUCGCGGACGAAGCUCACAAGUUGAAAAAUCGAAAUGCAGGGGUUGCCGAAGCAUGUCGGGCGUUCGUGUCAAAGAGUCGCAUUGCAUUGACAGGGUCUCCUCUUGCUAACAAUUUGAGUGAGUACUACGCAAUGAUUGACUGGAUCGCCCCAGGGUAUCUUGGAGACUUCGUACAGUUCAAAGCCAAGUAUAUUGAACCGAUUCAAGAAGGGCUCUAUGCAGAUAGCUCGCAGUGGGAACGCCGACAGUCCUUGAAGAAGCUGCAAGUUCUAAAAAAAGAUAUCGAUCCAAAACUUAAUCGAGCGGACAUUUCAGUCCUAAAAGGGUCUCUUCCCCAAAAAGUUGAGUUUGUGAUCACUGUUCCGUUAACCCCGCUUCAGGAGCAAGCAUACAAUGCUUAUAUUGCUGCCCUUGGAGCUUAUGACAGUGUUGGGAAUCCAAGACUAUGGGAUUGGUUGUCUAUCUUGUCCCUGCUUUGCAAUCAUCCUGGUUGUUUCAUGGAGAAGCUCCGAGAUCGAAGCAAAGGUCCACAAAAGCCCCCGUCAAGCCGCGCCUCUCCUGAUACCGAUUCUGAAAUACCAGAGGACCCUUCAAUCCCUCACGUUCUCCUGUCUUCCGAGAUUCUCUCUGGACUAGAGAAGAUUUUCACCACUGACAUGGAUAUGUGGUCACUCGAGUUGUCUCACCGAGCGCUAGUUGCGGAUCAAAUAAUUGAACGCUCGAUCGCGGCCGGGGACAAGGUGCUGUUGUUUUCUCAUUCAAUUCCGACGCUCAAUUAUCUUGAACAGGUCUUAAGGCAAGCAGGACGAACCUACUCUCGACUUGACGGGAAAACACCCGUUGCCACACGCCAGGUAGCUACGAAGAACUUCAACUCAGAUUCCAAUACUCAGGUUUAUCUGAUCUCUACAAGAGCGGGAGGACUAGGUCUUAAUAUCCCAGGAGCAAAUCGCGUGAUUAUUUUCGACUUCCAGUUCAAUCCGACAUGGGAAGAGCAAGCUGUUGGGCGAGCGUACAGGUUAGGCCAACUUAAACCAGUAUACGUUUAUCGCUUUCUUGCAGGCGGGACAUAUGAGGAUAUUAUGCAUAAUAGAGCUGUUUUCAAAACCCAACUUGCCUUCCGGGUUGUUGACAAGAAGAACCCCAUCCGCUGGGCGUCCAAGAAUGUUAGGGACUACCUCUUUAAGCCAAAGACUGUUCCGCAAAAGGAUCUUUCGGAAUUUAAGGGGAAGGACCCAGCAGUUCUUGAUAAGAUUCUAGCAGAGCAGGACAAUAUCAGGAAGAUUGCGCUCACAGAAACAUUCCAGCGUGAGGAUAACGACAAACUGACUCCCGAGGAGGAAAAAGCAGUCCAGGAAGAGCUUGAUGACGAAAGGCUCAAACGGAACGAUCCAGGUGCUUGGCAGAAAAAGCAAGAAUUGCAGGCGGCGGCGCGACGAUCAGCCUUUCCUCAUCCUCCGUCAGUAAUGGGUAGCACUCCAUACCCUUCAAGCUAUACGACGCCUAAUUUUGAGCCUCUCUCUGCAGCUUCUAGGCUGCCAAUGACAAGUCCGGUCAUGGGCCCACCUGCAUUGACACCUGACACAAGCCUAUUUAGACAAGUAAACCAGCCAAGGCUCACGAAUGAGCCCGGCGUAUUGUCAUCGUUCCGCCCUGAGAUCGACGGAACCAUGACCUCCACACCGCCUGCACUGGCUGGAGCCACCUCCAACGGCCCAUUACUGUUCGGUGGUGGCACAAAUAUAUCUUCCAUUCCGCCCUCACCAACCGGAAAUAUCUUCAAUGGUGCAAGACCACUCAAUAGCCAAACAAGUCUUAAUAAUACUGAGAAAGGCAAUGGACCCCAAACGGAGCCCGAUAAUGGGUAUAGACCUCCGGCAGCCGACCAGGAGAUGUAUGAUAAGACACGUGCUGGUUCUGCCUUGGAAAAAGAAACGAAUACACCUCAAUCUAAAACCAGUACGUCAGGCUGCCGUCAGCAAUAAACAUUUGUUUUGUAGCUUUUCACUGUGUUUUCUAUCGCAACUAUUUUCUUGUUCCUUUUUCCUUUCCUCACGCUAAAUCUCCAUCCCCUCCUCUGUCCUUGUCCAGUAUAGCUCUCUAGAUAUACUUCACAUGUCAACUGAAAUUCAACAACUCUGCCAAACUCUACCGGGCUACAUCGCGAUGAAUUUGAUAGAAGAACUUCGAUACCCAAUAAAAUGGCCCAGGAAGACUAUCGGUUUAUCUUUCAAUCCUACAUCAUAGAGACAGCACUCAUGUACCCGGCCGGAUGAUAAAGAGCGCCAUCCGGAACAUUGCCCUUAACUUUUCUCACGCUCUCCUAUAUGUCCUUUCUUUUUCCUUUUGUUGUUUUUCCUUUUGUUGUUUUCCCUUUUCAUGUUUCUUUGUCUUUUUCUUCUUUUUGUCCUUUUCAUUACUACCCCACCCUUGUGUAUUAUUAUUUCCUCGGAAUUAGCCCAAGUUCGGGUUAUUCUUCUUUGUGCCUUGAUGCUCUACAUGAAAUCUCCUUUUGUGGUUUUUUUUUUUUUUUCCUGGCCCAUGUGCAUGCGUGUGGGCGGUUGCAUCUUUCUAGCGGGAAUGGGAAAAGGAAUUGGGAUGGGAAUUGGGGAAUUGACGUUUAUUUAGUACCGUUAUUCUCUAGUGUCAUUUUUCUCUUCUAAGGAAGUUCAAUGGGUUGGGCAUGUAUCUCCUCAAUAAAUCAAUGCGGCAUAAAUCUGUUGCAGGCUUGCAUUCUAGAAUCGGACUGAAGAAUCAACUUGCCGUACUUGGAUGUAAAGUUCACACAACCACACGUCUGUGGGCAUAAAAGGGUUAUAUCUCAUCGGAUUUUUUUAGUUCUCUAUUUUGCCUUGAUAUUAAAUCUCACUCUGGCAGGCAAAACACAUCCCUCCCUACAGCGGAAUAAUUUUGUGGCCCUGUUAAGUGACUAACUCACAUCCUCUCCAUAAAAAAUUGAUACAUCUCCUUCCUUACUUCUUCUGUGCCGGGGUACAUCCCCUUUGGCAUAUCGAAAUAACCAUGCGGCGCGCCG